AUGUUGUCUCUUGGGCAACUAAGGCCCAAGGGGCUAUCGCGCCAACUAUUCCUUUGCAUGUACAAGCCCAGUGCUUAUGUUUUGCAGACAAGUCGACCUGCAAGCCUCUCUGCUAUCCACCGAGGAGUGCGGCGAUCCGACAGAGUCCAAUUCGGAGACCGGUCCAGAGAUCGAGACUCUUCGUUCAAUGGUAGAAGUGGUGGGCUAACUAGAAGGGCGCUCGAAGGUGCAGCUUCACCUCGACAACAGCAGAAAUUACGCAAGAAGCUUGGCCGGAAGGAACUCGAGGAAGACGAGGAGGAAUCCGGCAAACAGACGAGGCGCAAGCGCUUUCUCAAUCCCGAGUUCGAGUAUGGGAAGAAAAGCUUGGUUUACCAACUCAAGCAUGGAGCGUUAAAGGAUCAGGCUGCUGCUCUUGUUCAAGAGCCAGUGCGACCGCUGCCCUUUCAGAGGCUGGAAAACAGCCCCCGGCGCAGAACGGAAUCCUCUCGGCCUACAGAGCAGCGUUCGGAACGGCCACGGUCAUCUAUUCGAAGUCAAGAUGAUCGCACCAGUGACUUUCAUGGAGAUGUAGAAUCACCGCUGCCUCGUGAGAGGAGAAAUCAGAUGAUGUCCAUGAAUAUCAAGUACACGACCGCCGCCUCGCAAUUUCUGUACGGCAAAUCCGUCGUGAAAGCCGCACUUGAGCAAGGAAGGCGAAAAUUAUAUAAACUCUUCAUAUAUGGAGGCGAAAACCGAAAGGAUUCAAAAGACAAUGCAAUCAUUACUCGAUUAGCGGAGAGACGGGGCGUCCCGAUCACGAUCAUCCCAAACGAAGACCAGAGAUUAAUGGACAAGAUGAGCAUGGGUCGGCCGCACAACGGCUUUGUUCUAGAGACGUCGCCGCUGCCUCGAUUACCGGUGAAAUCAUUAAGCAGACUCGAAGAAACGCCGGGGAAGCUAGGCUUCCAUGUCGAACUAGACUACCAAUCAAAGGAAGAGGAAUCGAUCAACGGGCAAGACACGUUUAUACCCCGAAAGAACGACAAUGCACCAAAACCCUUUGUCCUUUUGCUCAAUGAGAUUCUAGAUCCGGGCAACUUGGGGGGCAUUCUGCGAACAGCAAGCUACCUUGGUGUCGAUGCAGUGGGCAUCACAAAUCGCAGCUCAUCCACCUUGACUCCGGUUGUACUCAAGUCCGCGGCCGGUGCCGUGGAAGAGAUUACGAUAUUCAGCGUCGAUUCGCCCAUUAGCUUUAUAGAGGAAUCUAAAAAAGCAGGAUGGAAGACAUACGCUGCCGUCGCACCGCCCGACCCCAAACUCAUGCAAAGACACGACAAAUUCAUCUCCACUGCCAACGUUGAGGAACAACAGCCGCUGGCCAGUCAUCCUUGUAUACUGGUCUUGGGCAACGAAGGAUAUGGCCUGUCUAAACCAAUCAAGGUAGCAGCCGACUAUGAGCUGUCAGUGCCAUAUUUUGUGCGCAAUAGCAGCGUGGACAGCCUGAAUGUCAGUGUUGCUGCCGGCUUGUUAUGCCACUCCUUUGUGAGGACGCCGUCUAUUACAGCGUCAACGCCUACUAAGACUCAGGAAGAGACGCCAUCGCAUCCCGAGCUGGAAACUGGAAAAGACGAGAAGGAAACUAUGUUUUGA
Molecule: messenger RNA, 1632 nt
Organism: Trichoderma atroviride IMI 206040
Lineage: Eukaryota; Fungi; Ascomycota; Sordariomycetes; Hypocreales; Hypocreaceae
Source: RefSeq, a predicted model, not a curated record